AUGGACAUAUUGUUCCCGGUGGAGCCUCCGCGGUCGCUGCGGCUGACGGUGGACGGGGAGCCGUGGAACGGCACGGAGCCGUGGCUGCAGCUGGAGGAGGGCGCGCGGCUGCGGCUGGGCUGCGAGCCGGAGGGCGGCGUGCCGGCGCCGCAGCUCACCUGGUGGCUGACGCCGGCGCCGCCGCCCGACCCCGAGGAGCCGCCCCGGGGCGCCGUGCCGCUCAGCUCGGCGGCCGGCGGCGGCGCGCGCGUCGCCCUGCUCGACGCCGUGGGCCGGCAGCACCACAACGCCACCGUCUCCUGCCUCGCGCGCCACCAGGCGCUGCGCCGACCGCUGCGCGCCGACCUCACGCUGCACGUGCGCUACAGCCCGUCGUUCGCCAUCAGCCGGCUGCCUGACUUCGGGUUUCCUCUCCGCGAGGGCAUGGCCGUCUCGCUCAAGUGCGACGUGGACGCCAACCCUCCUUCAUCGCCCAAGUGGCUCAGAGACGGCGAGGAGCCGCCGGUGGCGCAGACUGGUGACGGCUUCCUGAACUUCAGUUACGUCCGGCGGGAGCACAGUGGCUGGUACAAGUGCACUAGCCGCGGCGCCAGCUCCAUCGGAUACUUCCUCAACGUCAGAGCGUCCGACCCAGCAGAGGAGGAUUCGCUGGGCGGGUCGACGCCGGCCCCGGGCAGUGGUGGCGGCGUGGCGCCGUCGCGGGGCUCUCUGGAGCGCCAGCUGGAGGUGCCCCUGGGCAGUACGGUGACGCUGCAGUGCCCGGGCGGCGGCGCCUCCUGCUGGAGCCGCCUGGGCAGCCCUCCAGAGCCUGUGGGCGCGGGGCCGGACCUCACCAUAGAGCGCGUGCUGUAUCAGGAGGCGGGCGCCUACCGCUGCGAGCCCGCGCUGCACGACGCCAGUCACCUCACCGUCAACCUGUCCGUCAGGGGUGAGUGCAGCGGCCAGCACUGCGACCAACAACCUCCCGAACUAGCGGGGUGGCGCAGUGGUUAG
Messenger RNA from Schistocerca cancellata (South American locust), 993 nucleotides. RefSeq names its product hemicentin-2-like. The transcript is spliced from 5 exons. Gene Ontology annotation, biological process: cell-cell adhesion. Gene Ontology annotation, cellular component: cell-cell junction. The coding region runs from base 1 to 993 and encodes 330 amino acids. The record is from RefSeq and is a predicted model, not a curated record. Gene Ontology annotation, molecular function: cell adhesion molecule binding. Lineage: Eukaryota; Metazoa; Arthropoda; Insecta; Orthoptera; Acrididae.